UCUCUAAACUAAGCUAAAACUUGUCUUCUUUCUUUCUUUCUUCUUUUCUCUCAAAUGUAUGUGAAAAUGAAAGGGCCAAGUUUCAGAGGGCUCACAUUUAUGUUAGCGGUGGUAUUUCUUGUUUGGUCUUCUAGCUCGGAGGGCUGCCAUGGAAGAGCCACAGGAAAACAUUGGAGGCAAAACAGAGAGGCCUUGCCUGCUCUCUCCUCCAAGAAAGGGAAGAGUCACAAUCACGGUGGCGCUCACAAAGGCAACCACCAUGGUGGUGCAUCAAAGACAAAGCCACCAUCUCGUAAAAUGCCGAAACCAGAUGUCUCUCACAGCCCGCUGCCCCAGAAAGGCAGUCGUUCUUCCAUGUUUAACGUGCUCGAUUUUGGAGCUAGGGGCGAUGGAAAAACUGAUGACACCAAGGCAUUUCAGGAUACAUGGACAGCCACUUGCAAGGUGACAGCAUCAACCUUCAUUGUCCCAUCAAAGUACGUCUUUUUAGUAGGCCCCAUCUCCUUCUCUGGUCCGUACUGCCAACCCAAUAUUGUAUUCCAGUUGGAUGGGAAAAUCAUUGCACCGACGGACUUCAAAGUUUGGGGAAGAGGCCUAUUCCAAUGGCUACAGUUCACAAAGUUGAUGGGACUCACCAUUCAAGGAAAUGGAAUUAUUGAUGGAAGGGGUUCAGUAUGGUGGCAAGUUUCAUCCUUUGAUGAUACCAUUGACCAUGAAUUCAAACUACUCAUCCCACUCAACAGCUCUGUACAAGAAAAGCCACCAGCCCCGGCAAGAAGUGAGCUUGUUGGAAAGAUGCCGAGGAUCAAGCCAACUGUAAGCGACAUAGAGCUCGUUUCAUUGUUUGUGAAAUAUCCCUUGACACGGCUCUGUUCUUUUGUUGUACAGGCUCUGAGGUUUUAUGGAAGUUUUAACGUUACCGUCACUGGCAUAACAAUUCAAAACAGUCCUCAAUGCCACCUCAAAUUCGACAAUUGCAUUGGUGUCUUGGUUCAUGAUUUUAGUGUCUCGUCUCCAAGUGACAGUCCCAAUACUGAUGGAAUUCAUCUACAGAAUUCCAAGGAUGUGCUAAUCCACAACACCACUCUCUCUUGUGGUGACGACUGUAUUUCAAUACAAACUGGUUGCUCAAAUGUGUACGUACACAAUAUCAAUUGUGGGCCAGGACAUGGAAUCAGCAUUGGAAGUCUGGGGAAGGACAACACAAAGGCUUGUGUUUCUAACAUUACCGUUCGGGAUGUAAUUAUGCAUAACACAAUGAAUGGUGUCAGAAUUAAAACAUGGCAGGGUGGAUUAGGUGUUGUACAAGGAGUCCUCUUCUCAAAUAUUCAAGUUUCUGAGGUUAAGAUACCAAUAGUUAUAGACCAAUUCUACUGUGAUAAAGAGAAAUGCUCAAACCAAACUUCGGCUGUGGCUUUAUCAGGAAUAAACUACGAAAGAAUAAGAGGUACUUACACAGUAAAGCCAGUACACUUUGCCUGUAGUGAUAAUCUGCCAUGUACAGAUAUAUCACUAACUGCAAUAGACCUCAAGCCACUGCAAGAACUCUAUCAUUUAUAUGGAGCCUUCUGCUGGCAAACUUUUGGAGAGUUGAGAACUCCUACUGUCCCCCCAAUUGAUUGUUUACAAAUUGGGAAGCCAUCAACCAACAAAAUUCAGAAUGAUUUUGAUUCAUGCGGAGUGUAAAGUCUAUAUUUAUUGGUGUACUCACAUGUGUGGUUGGCAUGAUUUUCCAACCCCUUUACACACCAAGACCUUAUGCUUCUACAUUUUAGUACUUGUGGCAAAUAAACUUGUUCUGUAAAAGUUUUAGUUCAGCCCAUUGAGAUA
This is a messenger RNA of Cucurbita pepo subsp. pepo (vegetable marrow), 1830 nucleotides long. Lineage: Eukaryota; Viridiplantae; Streptophyta; Magnoliopsida; Cucurbitales; Cucurbitaceae. The record is from RefSeq and is a predicted model, not a curated record.